UUCGCCCAGCAAUGGAUCAAAUCCUACAUCCAGCCUUACUUCCCGGCAACCAACCUCGUCUGGAUCCUCGUCGGUAACGAGGUUUUAUCCAAAGCAAACAGAUUUAUCAUCGGAACCCUCGUCCCGGGGAUGCAGACGCUCCACGCUGCGCUCGUCGGAGCGUCCCUAGACCGCCAGAUACAAAUCUCGACCCCUCAAUCGCUCGGAAUCCUCUCCGCUUCGACCCCUCCGUCAGCCGAAAAAUUCCAUGGCGGGUACGACGUCCACAUCCUAAAACCUAUGCUCGGCUUCCUCAUAUCUAGGAAUUCCCCCUUCAUGAUCAACCCUUACCCAUUCUUCGGCUGCUCGGAGGAGACUCUCGAUUACGCCCUGUUUCGGCCCAAACUCAGGGGUUCUAGAUCCGAACACCAAGCUUCGUUACACCAACAUGCUCGACGCCCAGCUCGACGCAGUCUUCUCGACGAUGAAAUUGCCAUCGGAUUCCUCCUCGUCAGAAACUGUGGACGACCUAGAAGCUCUGCUGGCGAUGGAGGAACGGUGGACAGAGACCAAUUCGGCAUCCAGCGGCUAGAGGUGGAAAAUAAUAAUGAAAAGAAUUAG
Linum tenue is the source of this 600-nucleotide messenger RNA. The record is from the annotation of a GenBank genome assembly. NCBI's taxonomy places the organism in Eukaryota, Viridiplantae, Streptophyta, Magnoliopsida, Malpighiales, Linaceae.